This is a messenger RNA of Morus notabilis, 1828 nucleotides long. RefSeq names its product lysine histidine transporter 1-like. The transcript is spliced from 8 exons. Bases 1 to 1404 code for a protein of 467 amino acids. NCBI's taxonomy places the organism in Eukaryota, Viridiplantae, Streptophyta, Magnoliopsida, Rosales, Moraceae. Gene Ontology annotation, cellular component: plasma membrane. The record is from RefSeq and is a predicted model, not a curated record.
AUGGAAAGUCAAGAUUUUACUGAUCAAAAUUCUGAUAUUCCCAUUGAGGGAAAUACAGACCCCAGCAACAAGAAAGAUGAACAGCCAGAGCAGAAAAUUCAAAGAGAUGGAUAUUUGGACAAGCAAAAGGACAUUGAUGAUUGGCUUCCAAUUACAUCUUCAAGGAAUGCAAAAUGGUGGUACGCAGCUUUCCACAACGUCACCGCCAUGGUUGGAGCCGGUGUCCUAAGUCUUCCUUUCGCAAUGUCGCAUCUAAGAUGGGGUCCUGGAGUAGUCAUAUUGAUACUAUCAUGGGUGAUCACUCUCUUCACUUUAUGGCAAAUGGUUGAGAUGCAUGAAAUGGUGCCGGGGAAACGGUUCGACAGGUACCAUGAGCUGGGACAACACGCUUUCGGCGAAAAGCUUGGCCUGUGGAUUGUGGUGCCUCAACAGCUAAUUUGUGAAGUUGGUGUGGAUAUUGUCUAUAUGGUUACUGGUGGAAAAUCUCUUCAGAAGGUUUACAACACAGCAUGUGAAGGCUGUGACGGGAUCAGCCUCACCUUGUUCAUUCUAAUCUUUGCUUCUCCUCAUUUUGUACUCGCCCACCUCCCCAACUUUAACUCCAUCUCCGGCGUCUCUUUAGCCGCCGCAGUGAUGUCUCUGAGUUAUUCUACCAUAGCAUGGACGGCUUCCGUCCACAAAGGUGUUCUGAAAGACGUUUCUUAUGGCAACAGAGCGUCGAGCGAUGUAGGAGCAGUCUUUAACUUCUUCACUGCCUUGGGAGACGUAGCUUUUGCCUAUGCAGGGCAUAACGUGGUGUUGGAGAUUCAGGCAACAAUUCCGUCCACACCAGAGAAGCCAUCCAAAGGUCCCAUGUGGAGAGGAGUGCUAAUCGCCUAUUUAGUCGUGGCCUUGUGUUAUUUCCCUGUCGCGCUCGCCGGCUAUUACGUUUUUGGUGACAAAGUUGAAGACAACAUCUUGAUUUCCUUAGAGAAACCGAAAUGGCUUAUCAUAGCAGCCAACAUGUUUGUUGUCGUCCAUGUCAUUGGAAGCUAUCAGAUAUAUGCAAUGCCAGUGUUUGACAUGAUCGAAACGGUGUCGGUGAAGAAGCUGCGUUUCAAACCCACUUGGUACCUUCGUUUCAUUACAAGGAAUCUAUACGUUGGCUUCACUUUUUUUAUUGCAAUUACCUUUCCUUUCUUCGGUGGUCUACUGGGAUUCUUCGGAGGAUUUGCUUUCUCCCCAACAACAUACUUCCUCCCUUGCAUUAUGUGGCUUGCCAUCUACAAACCAAAAACGUGUAGCUUGUCUUGGUGUGUCAACUGGAUAUGCAUCAUACUGGGGCUUCUGCUGAUGAUUCUAUCACCUAUUGGAGGGUUGAGAUCGAUCAUACUACAGGCUAAGAACUACGAAUUUUACUCUUAGGGAAAUGGAAUUCACAUACAAGUCAAAUUUGAACCAUUUUCUAUCUCCUCUUGACAAAAAGUCAUGUACCAACAGAAUAGGACUGCUCUCCUGUGGGGGUAUCAUGUUGAAUGUUGUUUGCAUAUUGCAUAUAUUUCCAAAGGGUGCAUCAAUAUCAUAAAUUGUCUUUUCUAUGUGAAUCAUACUAGUAUGACUUUUUACACAAAAUGUUGGAGCUAGAUAAAUUGCGCGUUUUAAAUAAUGGGGUGCAAAUAGCAUGAAAAGGGAACUUGGCUCUUGCUUUAUCGUCACUCCAACCGAACAAUUACAUAUAAUGAUGUAUAUACACACAUAAGAAUUGAGAUGAAAAGGGAAAAAAUGAAACGAAUUGGUAAAGCAAAGCAGCUUUCUUUCAGAGAAAAUUAUCCGGUUUAAUUAUGCCAGA